CGUCAGGAGUCACGAGACAACAACAGGAAGUAGCACCGAGCGGAGCCGUGAAUAUGAGACGAACCUAGCGAGCUAAAGAAAUAGAGACACCUGCCAACUGAGUUCUGAUGUCGAUGCUCCAAACCUCUGUGACAAGCCAGUGAUAUCACGAUGGAGGGAGCCGUGAAAACCCUCACUUUGUUGGCCCUUUUCGUGGCUUCGCGGGUAAACUGCCAAGAAGCGAUUCUGCACAUUUCAAACGGAAUUACAGAUAGAGAGUACUGCAUCGUCCACAAUCACUCCUGGACCCCACUGUCACAAACCCUCGAUGGUGCUACCCAGUAUCCGCUGGUGAAUUUGACUUCCACUAUGCUAUGUAACAGCUCAGGGGUCAGUCCAGAUCUGGUUAAGGGCAAAGCACUGGUGGUGAUGAGGGGGGACUGUGAUUUCAGCCAGAAAGCUCUGGUUGCCCAGAACCUCGGAGCUACAACUUUGCUAAUUGCCAGCAACAAAUCAUUGUUCACUCCAUCAGCCAAUGACUCUGACUAUGCAAAGGUUCACAUUCCUCUGGCUCUCAUGAGGUACAGGGAUUUUCUGGACGCAGAGCAGGUGAUUGGUGAAGGGAUGACGGUGAAGCUGUACGCUCCAGUUCUCUCAAAGAUUGAUGCAAGCAUAGCAGUCAUCCUACUGAUAGCCAUUGUCACAGUUGCCUUGGGUGGCUACUGGAGUGGGACAUGUGAGAGAGAUCGGUUGAACAGUGGUGCAGGGCUGGAAGGAGGAGCAGACAACAAAGCAGACAGCGGAGAGCUUUCCCUGUACUCCCCUCUCAAAGUGGUUAUCUUUGUCGCCAUGAUGUGUGGGAUGCUGGUCCUCAUGUACUUCUUCUACAAUGUCCUUGUUUACGUCAUCAUUGCUAUAUUCUGCCUGGCAUGUGCCUCUGCACUGUUCAGCUGUUUUGAUGCAGUGAUGGAAAAAAUUGGCUGUGGCACUGUGAGCUUCUCUAUCCGAACCUGGAACUUCUCAGUGAGGUCUCUCAUACUGGCUGCUGUGUGCAUUAGCAUUGCUGUGGUCUGGGGAGUCAACAGAAAUGAAGACAGGUGGAUCUGGAUCUUGCAGGACCUCCUGGGCGUUGCUUUCUGCCUCAACUUCAUGAAGACAAUUUCUCUAUCCAAUUUCAAGGUAGCUUUUCUUUCAUCAUUUGCUUGAACCUUGUGGAGCUUAAGGAGAAUUUUCUUGGCUAUAUAUGUUUGAUAGAACCCGCCCUAUAUAUAGGCCUUUCAAAG
Messenger RNA from Paralichthys olivaceus (Japanese flounder), 1262 nucleotides. The record is from RefSeq and is a predicted model, not a curated record. Lineage: Eukaryota; Metazoa; Chordata; Actinopteri; Pleuronectiformes; Paralichthyidae.